Molecule: messenger RNA, 1315 nt
Organism: Diorhabda carinulata
Lineage: Eukaryota; Metazoa; Arthropoda; Insecta; Coleoptera; Chrysomelidae
Product: beta-1,4-glucuronyltransferase 1-like
Exons: 4
Coding region: 48-1292 (414 amino acids)
Source: RefSeq, a predicted model, not a curated record
AAACGUGAUUUAAACUAAUAUUUUUCAUCGUGAUAUUUAGUUUUGCUAUGAGACUUUCCUUAAUGUCAAAUUUCAGCGUGUCUCAUCGACAAUCCUUACUGUUAUAUAUAUUUCUUUGUAUCUGUUUCAGUUGUUUGUUAUUGACUCAUUUAUUCCAAGUAGACACUUCAAAUUAUAUCAGAAAUGAAUUUAGUGAAAAAAGUGUAGAAUAUCGCGGAAAUUAUUUAGUGUUGAAAAAUUUUAUUAGAGCUACAAGAAAAUUUAAAAACGACGAAAGUAUCACGCUUACCACCCCGGGAGAUUUUAGAUUCCUAGAUAAUAUUUUACCUUUGGUCGAUAGAUGGCGCGGGCCUAUUAGUGUGGCUCUAUACGCGCCCGGGGAUGAUUUUUAUUCUACAACGAAAAGCGUGGCUUAUUUAAGAAAAUGCACGACUGAUUUGGUUGAAGAGUUCGUAACGUUCCAUUUAUUUUUCGACGUCGAUCAUAUGCCUGCGGAAACGGGCAACAUACCGCUUAUUGAAAUGUACAAAGAUGAUUUCGAUUGCAGUCAAAAGCCCCCGUAUGAAAUCUUAACCGAAAACGGGACGUACAAACAAAAAUUCGGACUUUUUUACCCCAUAAACGUCGCCAGGAACAUAGCGAAAUUGAACGCGCAAACGCAUUUCGUAUUCCCUUCGGACAUAGAAUUAUAUCCAACCAGAAAGUUUAUACCGAAAUUUUUAAAUUUCGUCCAACAUAAUCCUCAAUAUUUCGACGAAAAAUCGAAAAAUGUAUUCGUAUUACCGAUUUUCGAAAUUUUAGAGGAAUACGCCAUACCAGAAUCGAAGACGACGUUACGUUUAAUGCACAAAAAUCGCACCGCGUUCGGUUUUCACGCCAAAGUGUGUCCGCAAUGUCACAACGUUCCCAAACAACGUGAAUGGUUAGCUACAGAAGAAACGGACGAUUUGAAUAUUUUCACUUCGGCCAAAAGACAACGCGAAUUCGGCAUAUGGGAACCGUUCUUUGUUUGUACCCAAAAAGAACCGCUUUGGGACGAGAGAUUGAAUUGGGAAGGCCAGGGAAAUAAAAUGUGCCAAGCUUUUCAUUUAUGCAUUUUGGAUUACAAUUUCCUUGUUUUCGAUAACGCCUUUUUAAUUCACAAACCGGGGGUGAAAAAGAAAAAAAUCCAAAAUAUAAAAUACACCGAUCAACAAACUGUAAACAACAAAAUUUUGAGGCAUAUCCAAAAGGAACUGAGACGCAUCUACGGCACCAGUAAUGGCGAUACCAGCCAUUGUUAUACACAUUAAUUUUUAUAUUUAAUAAAUUUCUA